Onychostoma macrolepis is the source of this 1473-nucleotide messenger RNA. It is a transcript of the gene nudt5, whose product is annotated as nudix (nucleoside diphosphate linked moiety X)-type motif 5. Bases 194 to 844 code for a protein of 216 amino acids. Gene Ontology annotation, biological process: ribose phosphate metabolic process; nucleoside phosphate metabolic process. Lineage: Eukaryota; Metazoa; Chordata; Actinopteri; Cypriniformes; Cyprinidae. Gene Ontology annotation, molecular function: ADP-ribose diphosphatase activity. The transcript has 10 exons. The record is from RefSeq and is a predicted model, not a curated record. Gene Ontology annotation, cellular component: nucleus.
AUAACGUAUACAACGAUAACCCGGAGGAACUAUUUUAGCGGCACACAAGUAGGCAGAUACUUACUGAACAUGUGACUAUUUGGAUGAAAACUAACUAAACUGGAUAGAUCACUUGUGACUUUUUUUGACAUUUGAUUUCUCAGAAUUACUGUAGCUGUUCCAGAGCUUAAACAUCACUGAUCGCCAGCACAACAUGAGCUCUCCGAAGAAAGCGACUAGUGAACCUCAUGUCAUCAAAGAGGAGCUGAUAGCGAGUGGAAAAUGGGUGAAGCUUGAGAAGACCACGUAUGUGGAUCCAUCUGGAAGCACCAGAACAUGGGAAACGGCAAAGAGAACGACCCGAGUCGCCAACAGUGCAGCUGAUGGUGUAGCAAUGAUAGCCCUUCUGAAGAGGACUCUACAUAAAGACUGUGUUGUAAUGGUGAAGCAGUUUCGUCCACCCAUGGGAUGCAACACACUGGAGUUUCCUGCAGGUCUGAUUGAUGACAAUGAAACUGUUGAAACUGCUGCUUUGAGAGAACUAAAGGAGGAAACUGGUUACAAAGGGGAGGUAGUGGGCGUCACUCCAGUCACAUGUUUAGACCCGGGCUUGUCUAACUGCACCACACAGAUGGUGAUGGUACAUAUCAAUGGAGAUGACAGUGAAAAUAUAAACCCCACUCAGCAGCUGGGUGAUGGAGAAUUUGUGGAGGUUAUUCUUCUACCUCUGGAUGAAUUUCAGCAAAAAAUUGAUGAGCUGCUGCAGAAAGAGAAAAUAGUGGUGGACUCCAAGGUGUAUAUUUAUGCUAUGGGAAUGUCGCAGGCCUUCUUUAAACCCAGAGAGUUGCCUGUGCUGAAGCAGUGAGGUGCACAAAUCUGUCACCUGGAGUACACUAAAGACAGACUGUCGUGAGCUCAGCAAAGUGAUGAAAUCUACCAAUACUUGACCAUGGCCUUAGUGUUUUAUAACAGUUGCCUGAACAUUCCUAAUAAACUAACAGUACUUAAUUUAGAGGUACUCAGUGUUUGCACAGUUUUACAAUUCAUUAUUAAUUAUAUGAAUAUAUAGGAACUCACCAAACUAAAAGUGUAGGUCUAUUCUGUGAAUUUUUUUGAGUAUGUCCUAUCUGCUGUUGGCCUGUAAUAACAAAAGAAAUCCAUAAAAAUAUAAUAAAACUAUAUUUAUAGGUUAUACAGUAAGUGUCACAAAAAGACUCUCUCUAUAGGAAAGGUAUUUUGUUUUAUGAUCAGAACUUGGAAUAAAUCUUGUAAAACUGACUCAAAAGGGGAUUUUUGAUGUACUGUAUCCAUCUAUGACAUAUGGUCAGUAGAUUAUUACAUUUGAUAUCGGGCAUCCAAUUGUCUACAGGACUGCAAUAUGCAGGUAAUUCCAAAACUUUACAGUUUAUGCUGGAGGAUGCAUAUGCAAUGCUGUGUACCUGGAUAACUGUAUUAAUUUUUUAUCUAAUAAAUUUGACAGUUUAAAUUUCUGCA